AUGUAUCCCUACGGACCGCAGCAGAAGGACAAUGAAUUUGGUCUGGACGAUUCUCCUUACUACUACUACUACUACUCCUACCGCUGUGGGAAGAUCCAAACAGACUGGACUGGAAUUCCGUUUUUCUCUGAGAGGCAUUACAAGCUAUAUGUGAGUAAAAAGUUUAAUUAAGAUGUAAUAAUCGACUUUUUCUAAGAAAAUUGUAGACAGGUGAGCUAAGGGAACAGAUGUUUUUUAAAUUCUCAAAAGGAGGGUAACUUUCGUUUUAUGCCAAAAACGCGUAAAGAUCCCUGGACUGCUUGUACAAUACCACACGCAAUAACGUAUGUAACCUAAACUUUCUGUGAUAUGCUGCCUUUUUGGCUCUUCAUCGGGCCCCUUUCUGUAGUGCAUCUUUUUUCUUUCUAUAAAGUUAAUGUAGGGAGGGUUUAAUGGCAAAUAGACUUUCCGUGGAGGAAUGACGUGCCCUUGCUGCGGUAGAGAAAUAAUGAGAAAAGGAGGACCACUCUCCAAAUCUUUGCUAAAAUUUUUCUCCGUGAAUUACCUUUACAGUUCCACAAAUGCAUAAGAGUCCAAAGGCGGAUCGGAAACAUGUUUUUUUUUUUCUUAACGGAUUUAUUUUGUUUCUCUUUUAGAUUUUUUUUAUGAUCAAUCUGCUUGUAGCUAACGCUGACACAGUACUUGGCCAAAAUGUUUCACCAGGGCGUUACUCAUCCAGAAACUAUGCCGAGGCUACUGUUUAAAUAUUGUAAAAUUUGACAUCUUUGUUUUCCUCUUUUAUUAGAUUUGUCGAAAUGGUAUGAUUCAGUUGAAUUAUGAUUGGAGCUGGUGGUGGCCUCGUAAAUUUGGUGUCUACUGGUGGUUUAGAAACAUGGGUAUUAUUGCGCCCUUUUGGGCCACAACUGAUACUUAUUUUGCAUUCAGAUACAAUCAUUCAAAGGUGUAUUAUCAAGUGUACAACCAAACGCACGAAAAGUCAAAUGAAACUCUGGCUAUGGCUUCAGAACAUGUAAAGAGCUACACCGGAGGAUUUAACGACUUUGAAGCCACUUGGGUCCUGGUUGUGACGUGGGAAAAGCUCUGUCCCUACGCUUAUUAUCCAUACUACUAUUACUACCAAAAUAUCAACGAGAAGGAUUUUCAGUUGAAGUGUUCGCGAGUAAGCAUUUACACUUUUUUAAUUAUCAUAACUCAAAGAUAACCAUAUAGGUUAGUGACAUAUAGUUGCUAACUAUCAAUUGGACCCUACAGAGUCUGAAUUGUUGAUUUGACGACUGCGUUAAAUCCUGGACAAGCACAAAAAAUGCGAAAAACAGCAGGGAUUUUCAUUUAAUUCUCUCUUAUUGUCUUUUAUUUGUCGGCUCGGCGAGAGUUCGAACCGGGCUGAGGAAAGAUUGACCAUACUUUACAGAUUUUUUAACAAUCGAACAUCAAGAGACGAAAAUUUGCCUGCCAACAUUUAGGAGAAAAUUGCAAGUUAUUUUAAGUAACAAUCCCGAUAACUCUCUAAUCCAUACUCCACUUAAUUCCUUAACAUUAUCAACCCAGAAGUGAUGACUGUACGUAUGAGUCAUGAAGUAUAACGUAGUGUAUUAACUUGACUUGCUGCAUUCAUGGUAAAAAUACAUCUAUCAGGAAAUAUUUAGAUCUAGUUCAAAAUAUCAAAAUCCGAAGAGUUUCUACGUUUUUAUUGUUUUCCAGAGUAAUACAUUCCAAGCUGUCCUGAUAACGAAUGGAUUUAACACAUUCUUGAUGUAUAAUUAUCCCUAUGGAGGAAUUCAGUGGGUGGUCGACGCAGAUCCGUAAGUUUCCUAAGUCCCUAAUUGAAAAUCAAAUUCAGAAUAUAAAAACAUAUAUUAAAUUGCUUAUCAGGUAAACCCGAAAUAACUUUAAACUUUGUCUGACAUUAGUAGGUCCCACUAGCAUUCUUUGGUAUUUAUGCCUGACACAUCCAUUGAGACUACACUAUGGUCUUUUUUCAUGAUUUCUUGGUUUCAAAUUGGUUUACCAAUUCUUCCUAUUAACCAUCUGCACUCUUUAUCAAGAGCUGCAAUAUGAAAUUAAUUAAAGGGCUUAAGAAUUGCUUUCGAUUAGAAGAAAAAAUUGGAAUGUGUAAUAGUUUGCGAUGAAAGAAAGUGCAUCGCCGAAGAACCAGAAAUUCAUGAGACCAGGAAAGACAGUUGAGAGAAAUACGUAACAGUAAGGAUUUUCACGAACAUUUGCAGGAAUAACUACCGUUACUGGACGAGCUACUAUGGUCUUCCUGUUGCUGGCUGGAACGCAGGGAACGGUGGCGAAAAUUAUUUCAAUAUAAAAGGGUAAGAUGAAUCGAAUUUGACAAACAAUUGCAAUCAGUCAAUGGCGUUUGAAAAUACAAUGAAACAGCAUAAUUGGAACCCAAAAAUUCUUCCACAAAGGCAACUGAUUUGAAAGGGCCAGGUUAGCAGCCAAAAGCUGGGAAUUUUCAUCCAGGUGACCAACUCGAAAAGGAUUAUGUUUACGCGUAAAAUUUUCUCGACGAUUCUUUAAAAUUUUUAAUUUGUCAAAACAGUAACCAAUCGCUGCUCAGAUUCACUUUCACGUGACAUGUUACUGAGGCAACAAUACUAUAUUCAACAUGGCGUCCGAAGGCCGAAUCCCUGAGUUUACUAAUUCAAUUGUUUUCGAUUGGAACUUGUGAUCGUGACUUAAAUUGUACAAACGGAAAGGUAAAAUUUCGAGCUGUUUUAGAUUUGAAAAAUACGAUGGCUUCGUCUUCUUUUUUCUAAAUCUCAAUCGUUUCCAUUUGUAUUAUUUUGCUUUCUUGGCGGACAGCGAAGCCCCAGGUUCUUCAACGCUCGUCUCGGUACGUUCCAAAUAUAAAUCUAUGCGAAAAAAAAGUUUAUUUUAACUGAUACGGUCACUUCGCAAGUGAAUCGUCCAAAUAACAAACGGCUUUAGCCCAUCGGUGAAAAGAAGGAUGAAAUCAUGGCGUGUUUCCAAUCGUGUAAAAUGGGAGGGUCGCUUUGAAUAAAAGCUUCUCGAAACAUGUAAGAAGUUGGAAAUCCGUACUGCUACGCACUUAACGUACCUCCGCGGCCGCUUCCACUCCAUCCUCUUCCAUUUCUGAUUUGACCAGUGAAAGCCUUCUCUCCACUUCUCCGAGAUAUUCCUCGCUCCAACACGGCGAACGCCAAGCCUCAAGGUAGAUUAUGGAAGCGCAAAUUGAAACCCAUUUUGGACCAGGAAUACGUAAGUCGAGACGAAAAAUACAAACACAAUGUUGAACCCAUUACUGAACCAGCAUUGAACCUAUUACUGACACAGCAGAGCGAAGAGACAAUAUGUCUCCUUCACUUGCAAACGUGCUAGGUCAUGCUCCAACUUACUGUCAUCAAGGAACACCAACAGAUAAUAAAAACAUUCUAAAACUUUCGAACUUUCGAACACUCCGUCCGAACAUGGAUAGACAUUGAGUAAACGUUUUGUUUCACUUUCGUUAACCCGACAGGGACAUUCUAUAAGGUCUUAGGACACUUUCUUAUAACACUUCGCAUAGUAUCAGAGUAGUAUCUUUUUUGUAGAAAGGGGGAUGUGUGAUUGACACUUCCCAAUAUGGUAAUGCCAUGUGCUUCAAUGAUUGCUCCUUGAAUGUGAGUGAAUCGGUAGAAAGGAAGCCCAAAAAUAAAACCUUUACAAAACGCAACACACACCAUGCACUUUUUUCAUGCAGUUUGUAUCACAAUGAUUAACAGUUGCAUUGAACGAAAAAGAUUGAGGAAUACGACAAAUAAUAAUGAAUAAACGGCGAACAUUUUGCAUUGGGUACGAAAAUCUUUGAUUGCCGAAAUUCUCGCCAUGUUGUGACGUCACGUGGUUAUCAAAUCUAAUAACCAUCCCGAACUGUUUGCCAAUUCAGGGAAUUUUCAUCCACCUAUUGUAAUUGGUACAGAUGGGUGUAAAUUUAAUCUGAAAUCUGUUACAGAACCCCAAAAAUCAUUGUACAUAUAAUUGCUAUCAGUAUAAUAAAUCUAUUGGCGUUUUAUCACGAGUGAUGCAAUCUAAUUGGCUAUAUUACUCGUCAUCUAUUCUAUUAUAGUUAGCGAGAAAAGAAGGUAGACUAAAUUUUGAUUUACUUGUCUUAUUAUUAAUAAAAAAGUUACGCCUUUCUUUUUGUUAAGUUUUGAAUAACCAUUAAAUCUAUGCAAUAAUAAUUAAAUGGACAAUCUGAUUAAGCCUUUGAACUAAUGUAUUUCUUUUUUAUUCCAAGCUUUCACCGAUCUGUAGUAUCAGACAUUCCCUGACGAUGCCGUGCAUCGGCGAAAGCUUUGAACAAAAAAUAAAUACAGUAGCUGAAGGCCUCAAUCGAAUCAUCCAUUUAAUCAACAUGCUACAGAAGGACAACUUCAAACGUUUAAUAACUAUUAAUUUAUUCGCUAUUGAUUUCUGUGCGCGAAAGAUCAUUCGAAUCUUGUCCUCACUCACUGCGAACCGAUAGAAAUCUCGACCCUAUAUUCUAAUUACUAAAAAUGACGAUAGCGAAAGAUUGUUUUUGAGUGAAAUGUUUGUGAUUGUAGUUCUGGUACAUUUGGAAUGUAUGACCUCGAUAAGAAGGAAGGAAACACGGGUGUGCAGGGAAGAUACUUUUGGAGAAUUGAAAACAGCGAUGGAGAAGGUGCACUGGAGAAAUGCUUUAGUUGGGCCAUACUUAAUGAACACCUGAGAUUCCGUUACUGGUAUAAACGACUCAUAGAAUCAGACCGGGAAAUGGCUUGCCCUUGUACUGGGUGGCAGGCGUGGUUUGAUUGGGGGCGAUUCAGAUGGAGUUGGUGGAACUCAUGGCCAGAUUGGUGUUUUGAUUCCAGAAGAUCCAGGUUCUUUUAUCUCUACACCAGGAGUACUGGACUAGUUGGUGUUUCAAUGAGACAACAAUGCUGUUACUCCACGCAAUGGGAAGACUGGGGCUCUCUCAAGCAGGGACCUCCUGAUGGUGGACGAGUAAAAGUGACACUUUACUAUUACUGGUACAAUCGCGUUCAAACCUUUUACACAGACGAAGAGGCUUACCAGUAUUGCUGUGUGGAUUUACCUUUCUGCCAUUUGUUCUAUGCUUAUCGUCCGUCUGAUAGCUGCUCGCUCUAUAGGCCUCCAAUCAGACGUAAGUUUUGCAUAAUGUUAGUUGUAUCAAAGAUGUACGAAACGUUGUUGUACCAUUUAGUUUUUGUUAAUUUAAGCCACGGGUCAUAUAAAAUUAUAUUGGAAUUAAAGGUUACCUUUCGUAACUGUUAGAUAUUGGAGAGUUGUCUAGUAAGAGCUUUUUCAACUUUUCCUCCUGGGCUCAAACCACUUGUUCUAUAUAGUUCAGAUUCUUUGCAACACAAACAAACUGAGGGGAGUGUUUCUCUUUUAAUACAGGAUGGUUCUGGGGUGAUCCGCAUAUCAAGACACUGGACGGUGGGAAUUACACGUUUAACGGUCUUGGUGAAUACACUAUGGUGGAUGCAGAAAAUGGAACAUUUAAUCUUCAGGCCAGAACAAAACUUGCUCAAGGAAAUUCAACCACAGCAACAAUCUUCUCAGCAGGAGCUGCUAAAGAAAAAAACUCGAGCACCAUCGAGGUUCGAGUGAAAGACGGAGGUGAGAAUGCUAUGAAGAGUUUUUCAUUCAGGAAAAAGCCUCUAAAGGGGUAAUAUUACAAAAAAAACUGUUGUAUUGUGUCGUUGGGGAGUUUAAUAAGGAAAAUUUGGUUUUAUCAUCUGAAUUGAUGAUGUAAAUCGACCACCGCAAAGAGUUUCUUAAGGUAGUGUUCAAUUUAGAAUCAAUAGAAUCCAACUCUUGCUAUUUAAUUUUGUUAGGUGGCCUCCAUAUAUUGAUUGACAGUACACCCUAUAAUGGCUACAACAAUUUAACGAAUCGAACUGUGGAGGUUGGUGGAAAUCUUUCCAUCUCAAAACCAGAGGAAAACUGUUUACAAGUUUCUUUUCCGUCAACAUCAUCAGUACAGUUCUGCGAGAAUAAGGAAAUGAUGUCGUUUGUUGUAACUCUUGGUGAUGUCUUAAAAAACGCCACAAAAGGAUUGCUGGGAACAUGGAACGAUGACCCUAACGAUGACUUUACUUUGCCGAACGGGACGGUUUUGCCAUCGACGUCAUCAUUAAAAGAGAUUCACUACGGAUUUGGAGUCAAAUGUAAGUACCAUAUUAUAUAAUAUGAAACGCAUUAAACUUCCUCACAGCAAAUAUGGCAAAUGCUAAGGAUCGAGGAUUGAUCCUUGUGUUUUGGCUCUUAGCGUUUGUACGUACUGCUAUGUGGCGUGUGACCGUCUCUUGUUAUUGUAUUGUUGCUCGCCUUGCAAGUAAGGACAAUGCCUUUUAAAAGAGAUCUUGCAAAUGCAGAAGACAUUAGUCUCACAGAAUAUAAAUGAUUACCAGAGAGCAGUCGCCACUCUUAGGAAAGAGAAAAGUUACCAGAAAGCAACCGUUUAUCUACCACGCUGUAUAAUUAAAUGUGAGAAAGUUUGGCGGUAAAAUUAAGAAACAAAUGAAAAAUGGAAAUAGAAGCUUGUUCUAUUAGUCAUAUAGGCAGGUUAAGGGAGGAUAUAUUUUUCGGUCCGUUUUAACUUUACUAGUCUUACUUUAAAAUAAUUUCGUAUCUUUUAAAUUUAUCUUACCCAUUCUUGCCUUACUUGACAAUUAAUCGCCGAAGGCAAAGUGAACAUUGUUGAAUAAUCUCCGAGACAAAGCCGAGGGGAAUAUUCAACAAUAAUUACCGAGCCUGUUUAUAUAGAGAAUGCAUUGAGCAUAUUUUGGUACAAUCGUGAUGAGUACUCGUAUCAGGAUAAGCAAGGAGUUUAGCAAGUUUACUCAACUUGAGUAAACUUGCUAAUUAAAUCAGCAAAAACUUCAUAUCUUUCUUUUGAAAAGUUUUCUGCCUAACUCAGUAGCUCUUCGCAAUUGAAUUUUUUGCUAUCGCGUAUAUCACUUCCUCGGAAACAUUGACAAAAUGCGAGACAGCCCCUUUAAAGUCUAGCGCCCCUGCCAUAAUCACUUCGCAGAAGGUGAUUAUAGCGAGACAUGACGCAAUUCUCGACCAAUCAGAGCGCUCCCAUCUCUAUAAUUACCUGAGCAAUUAUACUGAUUAAUGAUAAUAUCUUCUAGGGCAAAUCAACCAAUCCCAGUCUCUUUUCACUUAUGCUGAUAAUGAAAGCGUGGCCACUUAUUCGGACCCUGAAUUUGAGCCCAUGUUUGCUGAUAACAUCAAGUGGCAUAAUGACAGUCUAAAACAGAAAGCUGAAGCACAAUGUGGAGAUGAUCACGAAUGUCUGUUUGACGUGGCUUCCACAAAAGACUUGUCUAUUGGUUCGGCAACCAAAGAAAUUAGCGUUCAGCUGGUGAAUGACACGAAAAAACUCAGUGAGUAAAUUAACCAGUUUUUGUUUUCUUUUGGUUUUUUACAUUUCUUUCUUCAUUCAUAAUGUCCCUUAGAAAGAGAAAAAUGAGCUCCUGUCAUCCACUACAACAAUAUGGAGAAGAAAACAGAGUGAUCUUCAAACUGAUCUUAAUUAAGUUAAUGACCUUAUGGUCUUUCGGCCUGCACUGGAUUAAGAAACCUACAUUCUUAAAGAUAUUAAGCGAAAAACAUUUUCUCUGCCUUCACAGACAACUUUCCACCCAAGAUAGUAAACACUUCCGAAAUAAUAAACGUCACACUUCACGAAAUAGUUGAACUGAAUAUAACAGCUGUGGACGAUGGCACUAUCACUUUUCGAGUGAUUAACAAACCUGUGGGAGCCACUUGGAACCAAACUGGGGCUGUUCUGUUAUUUUACUGGAAUGCUACUUCAUCAAAGAAGGUAUAAGCUAUGAUCCCAAACCUUCUCCCUGGAUCAAGCAGUCAUCUCUUAAUUAUUUUAUAAGCAUAAUUAGAGUUAUUCUACAGUCACAAGAAAUAAUGUUUAGUUACUGAUAUAACCAAUUAGAAAUACAUCGGAAAAGAUCGGAGAAGAAGUCAAAAUUACUCUUAUAACUGAAGAAACUCAAGGCAAAAUAUAUCGUACUGUCAUAAAAUACUUCAUAAACUUGAAAUAAAAAAUACUAUCUUUUUAAGAUAGAGAGGUAGAUGAAAAAAUAAAUCAAUAGAAAGUUAUAUAACUAAAAAAGUGAUUUUUAAUCACUUAUUUAGUAUGUAUUUAAAAAUGCAUACCUAAGCAAAAACGUAGAUAUCAUUCUUACUUUUACAAUCAUAUCGAAACAUUUUCUAUUACCUAGGAAAACGUUGCGAAGUUAUUAACUCUGAACGACGAAUGGUCAUAUUUCCAUUUUCGUAGGGGCCUGACCCAACAAUUCUUACAUAUUCGAAAGAAGCCAGAGCAGACCUACAUGAAAAACGGCUCAAAGGCUUCUCAUACAUAACUGCAAGAGAACAUAAACAGUUCAAAAUCUCUCGGUAACUGUAGUAAUUUUUGCUGAACGUACGGCACUUAAAGUGAGAAUUUGAUGGUUGAAAAUGGUCGUGGCUGAAAAACAAAAACAAAGCUUAAAAACGUUCAUAAAAUAAGUUUUUUCCCUCGUAGUUCAGCCUGACUUUCGUUGCUGUUGACGACCAAGAUGCCAGCGCCAUUUGGAGUCCGAUCAUCAAAAUGUGCGCCUGCCAACAUGAUGGUCAGUGCGUGGAACCAGAAGAAGGCGACGCAAAUAAUACUGACAGCAAGUUUAUAUACAUGGGCUGUGAAUGUCAGGGAGGUUACACAGGGAGGUUCUGUGACAGGGACAUUGAUGCCUGCGAAGUGAAUGGUCAGCCGUGCUACGCGGGAGUUGAUUGCACUGAUCUUCCUCCACCAGCUAAUUCCACUGGAUAUGAAUGUGGACCCUGUCCAUCAGGGUACAACGGUGAUGGAGCUCAGUGUGUAGGUGGGUUGGCAUGUGGAUGAUUUGGCAGGAAGAGCUUGAGGUUUAUCGAAUGCAACUAAAGGAUACGGCAGAUCAGAGCACAACAGUAGGUCUUUCAGAGUACAAUCCUUGUUUCGACCAAAAACGAACAAAAUCUCAAGCAAAACAAGAGGAAAUUUCUUUUUCAUUUAUGGGUCGAACCAGAACUUCUAAAAUUUUGUUUGCGGGGUUUAACAUUUUCAUUUUCAGUACUCUUAGUUUUCAACAGAAUCUUUUUGUACUAUUUAUAUGUUCCUUAGCAUUAGCCAUGCACGAUUGAAUGAGCGAAAAUUUCAGAAGCUAUCUAUAAAACUAAUUUGACUGUAAAUUGUACUGAAGAGGCCUAAUACUAAAUUACCAAUUUUGUGCAAUUUUCAUUAGAUAUCGACGAAUGCCAAAGUAACCCGUGCAAGCAGAAAUGUGUUAAUGUUCCAGCUUCUUUUUUCUGUGAUUGUGACAAUGGAUACAAGCUGAACGAUGACGGGCGCAGCUGUGGUGGUAAAAAAGUCAAAUUAGAUAUUGUAGCGCUAAUCAACAGACUGAUUUGAAUGGGUACUUUGGUUGGCUAUUCUGAAGCAAAGCAGUUACUAUCAUAAAUGUUCUAUCCGUUAAGUAAUGAAAUUUGUAACUAGACCGCAGUCUAUGAGAUCAUUGCAUCUCGAUACCUGCCGAACGAGUUCUCCCGGUUUCCAGUUACCAUAAUCAUAUGCGCCAAGAUCGCGACGAUCGAGCCAAUCCCGCCUCGUUUCGUGCGGUAUCAGUAUAAGUCAUUACGAGGCCUUUUUUCCAGGUACUGAAUGUAAAUCCUGUUAGAAAUCUCCACUUGAUCAAGGCACCCACAGCAUCGGAAAAAAAUACUUUGCAGCACUCUGUUGCAAACAUUUAGAUUUUUUGCCUCCCAAAACAAGAAGCUGUUCAGACUAUAAAUUACAUUCUAUGAAAAAUCUAUUUAAAGCACGCCCUCUCUUCGGUAUUAAGAAGGGCUUUCCUUCUAAUGUUUGCAGUAUAUAAUUCACAGGCGAAGAGUCGUUUUGGCGGAUAUUCUGAAUAUAAAAUAUCAUCGUUUUCAUGCUCAAUAGCAACAUCAAUAGAAUUAUUAUUAACUUUUUCCCUACAAAACAGAGUUUUGCAACGGCAACAACUGAUAAUGAGUACCAUUUAUUUCUCUUAGAUAUUAAUGAAUGCCUUCCGACUAAUGACUGUAUGCAGAAAUGCAAUAAUAGUGUGGGAAGUUAUAACUGUUCAUGUGACGAAUAUUUUAAAACUGACCCAACUGAUUGGAGGAAGUGUGUUGGUAAGUGGUUCAUUUCUGAGGACUAAAAAUAUAGCUAUUCAUUGUUUAUGCGAAUGCCAACAGGUAAGGACUUAUUUUCCGGGGAAGUUUUUUUCUUUUAGGCAGGAAAUGUGCUCACUAACCACGUAUGCUUAUCAGAUAACAUUGAAUGGUAACAGAAAUGUCUGUGUUAUCAAACGGAAAAGUUGAUAGCUUAGUUCCCUAGCUAUAGCAACGUCGUAAAUACGCGCAGUCCUUUUCUACUAAAGAAAUAAAGAGGAAUCCAGCCAAUUCAAGCAAGAGGAGGACCUUUAUACGAAUACUCCACGUGGUACAUUCUCCAGAACCGUGAAAUAAUUUAUUUAUAAAAUUCUGUCAAAAUAAAGGAUUACAGGAUAAACUUGAAAUUUAAGGAGUUAAAAAAGAUGACUAUCAUUCUUCACAAUUUCCUUUCACCAAACCGAAAUAACAACAAUGACAUGCCUGACCUCUUACCUGUAUUAUUUCCAAUGACUUUCUCUCACAGCUAAAAACCCAUGUACUUCUGAUUAUGGCUGCAGUCAUGUUUGCUUUACGGGAAGCAGCGGGAGAGCAACUUGUGCUUGUUAUGCUAAUUUCGAGCUGCAAAGUGAUGGAAAGACAUGUAAAGGUAUCUUUAAGAUCUUUUAUUCAUUGAACAUCUCUGGAACUAAAAUGAUGAAAAUGGCUUCAUAAUCGAGGAACUUUAGGAUUAACAAUGUUCAAUUUUGUCUCAAUCGAGCCAGUUAUUGCUUAAUUUCCUCUAAUUUACAUUAUGUAAUAUGCAUGCUUUGUUUCACCUGCUAUGCAAGUCUGGACACGUAUGAAAAAGGCGCUGUAGCUCAUUUCUGUCAUUAGAAAAUGUAAGCACUUCCAACAAAUACAUUUGUUUCCUAUUGCUAAGUUAUUAUUUUCUUCUAUCUCUGUAUAGACAUCAAUGAAUGUGAUCCAGCUAAAGAGCUCCAUCGUUGCAGUCAGACUUGUAUAAAUACCGAAGGAAGUUAUAACUGUUCAUGUACGGAAGGUUAUGAGUUGAAGAAAGACGGCUAUGAGUGUGAAGGUAAUUGUUCGCACUCUGCGACUUACCCAUAUCAGAUUGAACAUGAUUCGCAGUCACCACUUCUGCCAGAAGGUUCCUCGUCUCUGCUUCGUAUCAUUUAUACCUUAAACUUUCCUUAAUCAAAUAUCGAUCCUUUACAGCAACUGCUAUACAUUUCUUGUUAUUUUUGUUCUUUGAAUUUGUUGUUAAAUCAAAAGAUAUCCCUCAAUUGCUAUUUUUCUUUCUUUCCAUUAGCUUUCUGCUCGAAAAUGUAUUGAAACUGUGAAGAGAAAUUCAUCUUCGGUCACUCUUAGAAGCGAAAGGCGGAUUGAAUUAUUCAUACUAUACCCGCUUUAAGGCUCACCAGUUCAUUAAGGUUAUCUCUUACACGUGUUUUCCGCUUUACUCAAUUACGAUCACACAUAAAUGGGUUCUUUAUUUGAAUUGCUAAUAAUUUCAUCACGAUUUUUUUACCAAGAUAUCAAUGAAUGUCUGAAUGAUGACUUGUACAGUUGCACGGAUGAUUUCCACAAGUGCGUCAACACUCGGGGCUCUUACAAGUGUGAAUGUGAACAAGACUUGUACUUCAUUGAUGGAAAAUGCCAAGGUAACCAAUUGCUAUUUAGAAAGAGACACACUUUCAUCUCUCUAAGAGAAAGAUGUUAACGCAAUACAUAUCUGACCACCGGAUUUUGGAAGGACUGCAUAAUGUAUAAACAAGAACCUAUAUCUGGCUAUCCUCUCUCUAUUUGAAUGAACUCUCUUAGAUUUUAUCGCAUUGGACUCAAGUAUUGAGAACUGGGGAGUGACACUUACUCAGUUCUGGCUCCGGUAUAUGCAGUCACAUGAUGCAUUUAUACAAAUCGUACGUGAACUAGAAUUACACGACACGAGGAAAGCACGCAACUAUUUUAUUAGUAAGAAUCGAAAUAUGUAGUUUAAGAGGCUAGAUCAGCGUAAAUUAGGACACAAAUUAGCUGAAUUUGUCCAUUUAUUCAGUUUAUCGUACAAUUUUUUGUAACCAUCUAGGUUUGGAGAAAAAUCAUGAACCCCCCAAGCAACCACCGCCUAAACCAAAGAACGCAUCAGAAAACGAAAAGGAACAGGCUGUUCAGUUUUCAAUUCCAAGUCGGGUAGGUAACUUUAUUUGUUCGACAACGAUAUCAUAGUCAAGAAGUCGCAGGAAAACACAAUACACAAGAUGUGCAUAUAUUACACUUACAAUGAAGUUCGAGUAUAACGCGUGCUGUCAUAGGUUGUGAUGGCAAACAAGGAAGUGAAGAACUCGAGGGGUGGCUGAAGAAUUUGAGGGAAAACCUCGAAGAGCUCGCUCUGAUAUCCUUUAAGAUGCGUUCAGUGGAAGGCCACAUCAGUCAGAGCAGCCGAGUUUUACGUCGCUGUCAUCACGAGCAAUCUUCAUGUUCCUGUGAAUUCGGCUGUCGUCCAUUUAUAAAACACACGCCCUCAGUAGUUUGUUUUCUUACUGUCAUGUGAAAAAAAUUUGCGCGUUUUUAUGAACCACAAUUUGGCCGGAUUUUACUGAACAUUUAACUUUCAAAUUCUGUAGAUAUAUGAAAAUCACAUAUGUGCACUGCAGUGAAGAAAAAGCAGAAGUGUUUACUCGCCUUCGGCCAGUGCUUCUCCGCGCUUCCCGCGUUUUCUUAAAAAUUCCCGCGUGCUUAUGCAACUCAACAAUGCACUCGGCGCCAUUUUUAGUUCUUUAAUAACUUGUCGUCACUGUCGUUCGCUUUGUAUAGGUAAUCACAUGAUUUCGAGUGCAAUUUGGAAGUAAGCACAAUUUGGAAGUAAGCACAAGUAAAUUUUUUCAAAGAUUAACAAAAUUGCACGAGCCCGUAGGGUAAGUGCAAUUUGCGGUCUUUGAGAAAAUUAACAAGAGCUUAUUUAUUCCACAUUGCACGUAAUUACGUAUUAAUAAUAUACAUGAAAAAAUACGAGAUAGCUCAUCACAAUUAUGCAAAAGCAAAGCGCGCACGUUAAGUGCAAAAAUAGUUUAUCACAUAAACUGUCGAUUUUGGCCGUUUACCUGAAAGACUUCUUCUGUCAGUAAGGACAAAGUCAAUAAAUGAGAAUUUUGUAAAUUGAAAAUUACGACCAUCUUUGAUUUUGUAACUAUGAUUCAACGCAUUUUUCCAUCUUAAGAGUUAGCGCCAACGCACUUUACGAUUGUUAUUCGGGGAUUGUCGAUUCAUUUAUUUUCAUUCAUUGAUGAAGUCGGCUUUUCUUGUCAGGAAAGGGCUAUUGUGUUUAUAUGAUAAACAAAAUAAGACAUGGUUGCUUGUAGAUAUGGAAUUUCUCUUCUUGUGUUCAACUCGACAUCUCACUCAUUCGCUGCGCUCACUCGUGAGCUAUCGAGUUAAACACUCGAAGAGAAAUUCCAUAUCUACGCGCGCCCAUGUAUUAUUCUCUAUUUAUUCAAACCAUUCGUUCGGUCAAAACAACUGCGUACGAUCAAAACACAAGUAUACAAUGAUAUUUUCACAUCUUUAAGGCGCAAAAAAGUUCAAAGUCCGGCCAAACAGUUCAAGGAAUUGUUCAGUCUGUGUCCGAAUCCCUUUCAAUGAAAUGGAAUCGUCGUUUCCGAGGUUUAACCAUGUUUGUUUUUAAUUUCGGCGUAGGAUCAUUCGAGCAAGUGCUAAGGUGGGUCCGCUCGUAACUCUCGAUUUCCUUGGCAAUUCCCCUCUCUAAACACCACUUUUUCCAAACUGACAACCAAAAAAGAGUGCUUUUUACAGUGUUUUCAAUGUUAAAGCUGUUGUCCAGCUGCUGUAUUGUUGUUGCGGUGACACCAGCACAAAGUUCUCAGUGCUUCUGAUUAAAGUUUAGAAAGGAUUAGUUUGUUUUCUUUUAUAGGGCUCUUUCUGAACAAAACAUUGUCAUUACUAUCCACGUUUGCUUUGGCAGGCUGAAUGGGAUUUUAACAGAGACAAGUCUUUUAAAGAGGUUUUGGCGAGAGUCGCAUCAGAUUUCUGCAGUAAGAACAGGACAAAAUGUGGACUUAAAAAUUCACGACGGAAUAGGUAAGUGUUACGUGUGUCUAAGGUUUAAUUUUUUUUAUUGUUGCUGGUUUCGUUUGUUUUAUUGGUUUUUGGUUUGUUUGGUUCUGUCCGCUUUCCCUUUAUAUCUUUUCUUUUCUUGCUUCUAUUAUUAUUAUCAUCUAGAACUCAUCAUACAAAUAAAUUAAAAUCAUAAUCCUACAAACAUAUUCUUGGUAAAAAGAUCUUUUUGAUAUUGUUGAUAUUAAAGAAAUUAUCAUCUUUAUUCUUCUUCGUAAACAUUGUGCUUAAAAAAGGAGAAAGGAUAAGAUGCUGCGUGAAAACAAGUGACAAAAUUACUAUUAUUAUUUAUGGUUAUUAUCAUCGUUAUCUACUUUUUAAUUCAUUUUUUGUUUGUCUAGUUUUGGUUUGCUAACGUAAACGUGCUAACAUAUUUCAAUCUUAUUCGUUUGCUCUUUUCUCUUUCCAGACGUUCUCUUUACGACAUUUACACGGCUGACGAAGUUCAUCUUUUGCCUGGUUACCCCAAGAACUCAUCAGACUCUCUCCAGGUAGCAUUUUACGUAAAGCAGCCUGCUGGUGGUUUCAUCGGAAAUAACUCAGUUCUUCAUCGUGACACCUUGGUUGCCAUUAUAAUAGAUUACAAGAGUGACAUCGAGAAAGCCAUUGGAGCCAACAUCACUGAUAUAGAGACUUUAUUCAAACCCAGCACAACUACUGAGUCACCAACAGCGGGACCAGCUGAGCCAGCAGACGAUGAUUGGAAAUGGAUUGUUAUUGGUGUAGUUAUUGGUGUGGUUGUCAUCAUCAUCCUAAUUGGUUUGCUAAUAUUCUGGUAAGAUAUCAUUUCUAUAAAUUUGAAAUCACUUCCUCUAAGUUGCAAAGACAGGUUCCUUAACCCAUCACGCGGCUUGAAUAUAAUCAAAGGAUAAUGCCCGACGCAGAAUCUUAGUGUGGCUUCUAGGGUGACUAUGAGAUUUUGUGGAGAAUCUCUUGCUUAAAGGCUAUACCUCAUGAUACGCUAUUGAGCUAGAAAGGUUUGAUUUGUCCUUCAACACUUUGGAUUAAGAAUAAAAAUCUUAUCACGAAAACAAAAGUUGAUGAAUGUUUAACAAGAGCUUAGGAGGAAAAAGAUCUAAGUUCCCCUAUAAAAACCCAAAAUUAACACUUUCUGAUUUCCACCAUUGACUUAUGAGGAACUCAACGACGUGCUGAAAACACUUUAACAUGCCUAUUGACAACAAAAAUUAAGUUUAAAAAUUGUUUGUAUAAUCCUUGCUAUAAGUGCAUACGUGAAGGAAUAAAGGAGUUACAUCUCACCUUCAGUACGUUGACAUUUGAAAUAUUUGAUUUUAGCAUGAGGAAAAGAAAACGUGAUGUGAAACCUAUAACAGACCCUUCUCAGGAGGGUAUUGCUGCACAACAGUCAGGACUGAUGAAGGAAAACAGUUUUGAGAGUGGUUCCCACUCAGCAUAAUUGGUUGUUCAAAACGCAAUCCUGUUUUGUCGGUUAAUCUAUUUUGCGCCGACGACCGUUAAGAGUGUAUAACAUUGCGAGUAAAUAGAGGGCUAUGUUACAGUGUGUUAAUGACACAGCUCGUUAAAUUUUUCUCCUUUUUAGAAACGAGUUAACCUCGUUUGUAUCAGUUUUCUACUUAGAGCAAUGUAAGUUGUCGUAUUCUGCGUGUUUUCAAAUUCAUUUGGUGCAAACUGAAAGACGUUAAAACAGCCAGAAUGCUCUAAGUGACAAAUAUUUCAUUUAAACGUCAGUUAUGUCUAAUGGUCAAUACUCAAUGUAAUUAACAUAACGUGUGUGAUAUACCAAAAGGAUAAAAACACCCAUAAAAGUAAUAAGAUUUGUAUGUGAACGCAGACAGGUUUGCUACUCUCUCUAUACAGCUGGUGUUAGUGUUAUUGAAUUAAAUUAAUCUUGACAUUUGAUAUUGAUUAAUCCCUAUUAACACCAGCAAAACAUGGUUUGUUAAGCUAGUUUUUACUGUAUGAAAAUUAUAAACAGAGAACUGAAAAACUUAAUUUUCCGUAGGAUUCAAGUACUUACUAACUUGCAUUUCCAAUGUGCUACAUUUUAAGUCAAUAAAUAUUAGGUCAAACAGUUUCUACGAAGAAAAAAAUUAAACUAUGUUUAGCAAAACAACUUUAAAACAUGUUUAAGUUUAGGUGUGAAUUGGGUAAAGUCCACAAACACAAGCAUCACAUCAAGUCUGUAGGUAUAUGAGCACACAUUAAGUCAAGUCGUCUCGAUUAAGGCUGAGUGACCUCGCUCCUCAAUGUAAUCACAUCGUCUUUAGACUCAUUGACCCCUCCACUUCCUCUUAAGCCAUGUGAUCCCCCUCAAACUCCCCCCCCCUCUCCCAGGCGAUAAAUAAUGACUUUACUGGUCCGUAAGCGAACUAUUUUUUGACCUUAAUCCAAACUAUAUCAAAAUUCUCGAACGUGAUUGGUUAUCACCACCAAAAAAAUUUUUUUGAGCACUAGUUGGACAAUAUACGUGUCAUGCUUGUAAUAGGACAGUUAAAGGGACAGUUAAAGGGACAGUUAACGAAUGAUGUAUGUGUAAGUGGACAGAACAGGUCAUGUGCGCGUGCUGUUGUCUCGCGUUUUCCCGAGUUAAUCAUGUUAAUCACUCGUAUGAUUACAGACCGAAUUCGCUCGGUCCUAUUACCAUUAUUGAUUAUUUUUCUUUUUUUUAUGAAAACGUAUAACUAUGUCUAGUUCCAUUCUCACAUUUUGUCAUACUUUUGAUUAAUUGGUUCAAUUCUGUCUACAACUUUACUCGUGAUUAACAAAUCGGACUCCUCACGGUCGUCCGAUUUUGUAAAUCACUCGUAUGAUUAGAGACCGGAUUGGACUCCACUUGGUCAUAUUAAUUGCCAAUAUUUAUCCCUGCGCAAGGAAAAAAAAAAAAACUACACGACAACAGCAUUGACAAGCAUUGGCCUGCAACAGUAUUUUAAAUUUUUUUCCCUGAAAUUCGAUUAUUUAACACAUUUUUAGCCAACCAUAACGAACGUUUUAAGCAUUGUAUUUUGCGUUCUUGCAUGUAACUUGUCAAUAAAGUUUUGAUUUGUUUCCACAAGCCGUCUGCUAGUGCCUUCGUCGUGUUAUAGAACAAAUCACUUAAUGAAUGGUCCUUUGGAGAAUACCAUACUGUUUCCCU
Messenger RNA from Pocillopora meandrina, 17428 nucleotides. NCBI's taxonomy places the organism in Eukaryota, Metazoa, Cnidaria, Anthozoa, Scleractinia, Pocilloporidae. The record is from the annotation of a GenBank genome assembly.